AUGCCACGCCAGACGAUGCAAGACCGUAGAAAUUGGGUAAAUGGUGUUGUGCAUCUGCCUGGGGGACAACACAUUGUCGCAUGUUCGCCAGAUGGCUCACUCCGACUAUGGGACAGAGAGAGCGGCGCACAGAUAGGCGGGGCCUGGUGGGACAGGAAUAAUGCAGUCAGCGAGGGCUGCUAUAGUGCGGUGCGGUGCAUAGCAUUGUCUCCAAAUGGAAAGACAAUUGCAAGUGGGAGCGAAGAUGGGAAAGUGAGGUUGUGGGAAGUUGAGACAAGGAAGCUCAUUGCCACUUGGACAGGAGUUGCCGGGAAUAUGCUGUUGGCAUUGUGCUGGAGAGCAGACGGUAAGCGGGUAGUGACCGGAUCCGCAUCCUGGGAUGGGACGGCAAGAGUCUGGGAUGUUGACAGCGGCAGAACUGUCCUGACAAUUAAUACUGGGCGUGAAUGGGUAAGAGCAGUGAUAUACUCGCCUGACUCUUCAAAACUUGCGACGGGUGGAGACUCAUAUCGCAAUGCAAGUUGGCGCGAUAGCGCUGUAAAUGUCUGGGAUGCGAAGACGGGCAAGCUACUCCAGGAACUAGAGCCUUAUUAUGGAUCAGUUUUCAGCCUAGCAUGGACGUCGGACGGGAAGAAGCUUAUCUCCGGUUCAGAUUGCCUAAUUACCAUAUUCGACACUGCCACUUGGCAGGCGAUUGCCAGACUCCAAGGCCACACAGAUUUUGUCACCGCCAUCUCCUUGUCUCAGAAUGACCGCCUACUUGCAAGUGCAUCACUCGAUAAAACAGCGUGUCUAUGGGAUCUCGACACCAAACACCAAGUAAUACCAUCCCUCCCACACGGACGGGAUUUGCGCUCUGCAGCCCUUUCUCCUGAUGGAAAGGUGCUAGUCACCGGUUGCGAAGACGCAAAAGUGCACGUUUGGGACGUUUACGCCAUCGCAACUGCACAAUAUCUGUUAGAGCAAAAGGCAGCAUAUCAAGAUGAUUCAGGAUCACAGCACACAACCCGCUUGUCGCUCAAUGACAAGUCAUUUUUGGAAGCUGAUGCUACGCGUUGUCUUGACCAGUUUGGCGAUGUCGAUGAGCUCUCACCAACGUUUUUUGACGGCAUGGAAGCCGAUGCUCAUUUUUCCCCAAUGGGUGGUGCAUGCCCCCAUUCCUCUGCAAAUUCGUUCUUUCUUAGCCCUUCCUCAUUUAUCCGCCGCUUUUGGGCCAAAAAUGAUGAAGCGACCGAACUUCCGCAACCCUCAAGUCCUUCGCUGUUCUAUCAGGCUCCCCGUGCAUUCUUCGCUCACCUGUCGUCAUUCAUUCACCGCUCUCCAUCUGAAAAUCAUGCACCGGACGAACUUCAGCAACCAUCCACACCUUCGCAAUUAGAUCCACAUGUGCUACUGGAUCGCCUUGACUCGUUUUUGCCUCGACCUCGACUUGGCACUGACAGAGAAGCAGAACCUCGUCCAACAACGCAUUUCAGUUCGCGUUCAGAUGCACUCUUCAGCCAGUUGUCCUCACUCUUCCGCUCUCGACCCCACACCAAUGAGGAAAUUGAACUCCCACGACGCCCAAACUGUCCUCGUGUUGUUGAAGUGGCUGCAGUGCGGGACAAGCAGACUUUGGUUGUUGCUCGGGGGCCAAAUUUCAUGAAAUCAAAGCGAGCAUACGAUGAACAACAAAGCAAGUUGCAUGACCAAGCCCAGCCGUCAUCAUCACACACUCAGCCUACCAAUACCUCGCAAUCUGCGACACUUCCUGCUUCAGGUGCUAACACUACUACAGUAGGUACAACAGCUACACGGUCACUAGCCAUCCGAUUGUGGACCGAGGUCGUGCUGUUUCUCUGCUGUGCAUCUCAAUCACACGCCAAUAGUUAUCAAUGCAGCUAA
This is a messenger RNA of Suillus bovinus, 1884 nucleotides long. RefSeq names its product quinon protein alcohol dehydrogenase-like superfamily. The coding region runs from base 1 to 1884 and encodes 627 amino acids. The transcript is spliced from 4 exons. Gene Ontology annotation, molecular function: protein binding. The record is from RefSeq and is a predicted model, not a curated record. NCBI's taxonomy places the organism in Eukaryota, Fungi, Basidiomycota, Agaricomycetes, Boletales, Suillaceae.